AUCAACCCUUUAGCAAAGUCUGCUCCGCAGUAUCAAACUCGCCAACGAGGCGCUGUACCCAUUUCCGGUGGAAAUAGACGACAACGAGCGAAGCUACAUUAGUGGGUUGAGGGCUGGCCACUCUCAACUCAGUUCGGGGCGUUAUCUAAAGCGUUAAAAUUUCAUUAGAAUUAAACGGUGAAUUUAUCUCACUGUCCCGAUGGCACAAACAACUGAGUUCGUCAACGAAUGCCGCUCAUGGCGAGAAAUUCUAUCUGCAAAGUCGUCCGCCGGCGGCCGUGGAGCCGUCGGACGACCGACGGGGGGAAGACAUGAUCUUCUUUUACGGAGGCCUAGUCCACCGAAGCAAUCGGGAUACCUUUUCGUCGUCGCUGGACGCGUCACCGCUCGGGCUGCUAUCGCCAUCGCCAACGCCGGAAUUGCCGCUGCUGUCACCGGUAGAGGACGAAACGGCGACGGCCUGGAUGAAUACGACGACGUUGCUGGAAAGCUGUUUGCCGCCAACGCCGCAACCACACUCGUCGGUGGAGCUGGACCACGCACCCUGGUGGUCCGCCGCACCCACAACCGCCGACAGUCUGUUUCCGGAGGUGGUGGUCGAGGAGGAGGAGGAGGAGGUUGGCGACGAUUGCGCCGUGCUGGAGAUGGCGGUGGGGCAACGCGGCAGGAAGGUUCGGGCGGGCGUGGAGCGCAGCAGCGCUACAACAGGUGAACGGUUGCUGGGGGAUGCGCGAAAAACAGCAGCGGAUGCCUGCCGGAAUGAAUUUGACAAAAUCAGACGUUUCAGCGGUACUGAAACGAGCGUAACUGUACACGACGUAUGUAAUAAGACCAUCAGCAGCAGCAGCAGCAGCAGAAACGGCGGCUGCAGCAGCAGCCAGAUUUCUAGCGGAGCACGAAGCCAAGUGGCCUCGGGUAGCUGCAACGGUAGUGGGACCGUUGCAGCCGCUUCUCCCUCGGACGCCGCUGUUGCCACCCUCGGGCAGCAACAGCAGCAGCACCUGUCAAUCUCCCCCAAAAAACCGUGUGACUUCGGUAGCAUUAUUAGCGAUAGCAGUAGCAGUAAUAGUAAUAGAGGUGGUGGUGGUGGUACCGGCUUCCACAGCAGUGCGUCCGGUAGUAGGCCGUUUGCGGCCCCAAUCCUACCGGCGGAGGCGACAGUCGUCGGCACAGGUGGCCACAAGGUGGCCACCGCACUGACAUCCCUACUACCCGACAUCGACUGGACGAACGAGACCUGCAUCGGAGGUGGCGGUGGCAUUGGCGAGCAUAGCUUCACCAACACCAUUGUCGACGAUCCGCGAAGCCUGUGGCUAAGCUCGCCUACUACCAGCAGCAGCAGCAGCAGCAGCCAUAGCAUUACCGAGAUCGAGCUGAACCGGAGUCUGGACGACUAUAGGCGUGCGAGCCGUGCCGCCCAGACGAAAACCAUUGAGACGAGCAUCGACUGUGCCAACCUACUCAACGAACUUCAGGUUGAGCUAACCGAACCACCCUUCACCGCCAGUCCACCCGUCUCGCUGCACGAAGAGAUCGAACAGCUGUCCAGUGCGUUCGGCUGUGACGUUUCCAACCAUCUUGUAUCGACGGCCGAUCCGCUGCCAUUCGUCGGUCUAACCGCAAGCGACACGGAACCGAUCCCGCUCAACAUUCUCAAGUGGCUGCAGGAGGACAUCUCCAACAACAAUCCGGCCCGCCCGGAAAUUGUCGAACAGCCUGCUAGCUUUUUCGAACCCUCCGGCACUGCUAACGAAAUCUCAACCACCAACGCCACCUCACACUCGAACGACACGUUCGAGCGAAGUCUCGAUCUGAUCCACAACAUCAACGGUCUGACCCGAGGCAAACGUACUAUUGCGACCACUACUGCAACGACAACGACGACUGCGGACACGCAUACUUUAGCAAACGAUCCACAACGCGACCACAACUACUACGCCAUGAAGCGACGCCUGCAGGAGGAGGAGGAUGUCGGCGGUGGCUAUAAUAUCGGCAGCAAGACGAAGAUGCCCAAAUUGCAACCCAUUAGCGACGAUGGCUGGACGACACCAGCACCAGCCAGUCAGACAAAAUUCUCAACAGCUUCCACAUUCAGUCAUGCGGCGGCAGCAGUAGCAGCAACGAGCAGCAGUAGUAAACAAUCCGCUACCACCACCAGCACUACUGUUGGAAGAAAGCUGUCCCUCGCUAGUCGCAAGGCGCCGUCGCUUGCCAUAAACGUGACACCGAAGGUGGGGCUGCAGCCAUCAUCGUCCAGCAUGAUUGGGGGGCACGCAGUAUUGCUGCAAACCACCGCCCCGACCGGAACGACAACGACGACAACGACGACGAACAACGCCACCACCCAUGAGUCGCCACUACGCGUGCUGUCACUACAGCAGGCAGCAACACUCAACACGCCAGACCUAACCAACGACAUUUUGGAUUUGGAAGAUGAAAAGUUUGAUCUUCUGUCAUUCAUCGACACCAAUGACGAUUCGUUGGAAUUUAGUUGUUAUCAGUCAACCGUAGUAGUAGACGAGAAACCCACACUAGACCUGCUCGCCACACCGUCCGCCACGUCCACGGACCGUCUAAAGGCACCACCGGCCGACCAAGAAGACGAUCCGAGAUCACCGACGCCAUGCACAUCAUCGAAAGCCACCCCCGAAAGCGACGACAACAAAGGUGACGCCGCGAAACAAAUCUACCAGCUGCUGACGCUAGAUAGUCUCCGUCAGCUGACGAACGCGUCAGAAGAUUCUACCUCGUCUCCGCGGGCCACCACCACGGCCGGACGGCGGACCAACGCUAGCAGCAGUGUUUGCAGCGUCGGUUCGCGCUCGUCCGCGUCGUCCGUGUGCGGCGAUUCUAGCUCGGACGUAUCGUCCAGUACCACCAAAAUGCCGAAGCGCCGGGGCCGACCGCCGAAGGUGGCCGGUACGGUGCGGGAUCGGUCGCAGUACCAGCACCUGAGUGAGGCCGACUGGCGGUACCGGGAGCAGCGGGACAAGAACAACGAAGCGUCCCGGAAGUCGCGCAUCAACCGCAAGGACCGGGAGCUGAAGCUGGAGAUGGAGGCGGACCGGUUGAGCGCUCAGCACCAGAAGCUGUCGUACGAGGAGCGCCGCCUGCAGCAGGAUUGCCAACGGUGGCGAAAGGCGGUCAUGAAGCUGGCACUGUUGUAAACCCACACACCAAA
This is a messenger RNA of Anopheles maculipalpis, 3181 nucleotides long. Its product is annotated as serine-rich adhesin for platelets-like. Gene Ontology annotation, molecular function: DNA-binding transcription factor activity. The coding region runs from base 312 to 3167 and encodes 951 amino acids. The record is from RefSeq and is a predicted model, not a curated record. NCBI's taxonomy places the organism in Eukaryota, Metazoa, Arthropoda, Insecta, Diptera, Culicidae. The transcript is spliced from 4 exons. Gene Ontology annotation, biological process: regulation of DNA-templated transcription.